Messenger RNA from Xylona heveae TC161, 1027 nucleotides. Its product is annotated as 6-phosphogluconate dehydrogenase. The transcript has 4 exons. The coding region runs from base 1 to 915 and encodes 304 amino acids. Lineage: Eukaryota; Fungi; Ascomycota; Xylonomycetes; Xylonales; Xylonaceae. Gene Ontology annotation, molecular function: NADP binding; oxidoreductase activity, acting on the CH-OH group of donors, NAD or NADP as acceptor; NAD binding. The record is from RefSeq and is a predicted model, not a curated record.
AUGUCCACCAGAUUAGCAUGGAUUGGUGUGGGAAAUUUGGGGCGGGGCAUGUGCAAGAACCUCGUCGCCAAAGGAAACCUGAGCCAGCCCCUCAUUCUUUUUAACCGUACAAAGCAACGUGCUGAGGAGCUCUCCGGGCUACUCCCAGCGGGAAAAUCAGCUGUCGCUUCCUCUAUCACGGAGGCGGUAUCAAAGUCUGAUAUUAUAUUUACAUGCGUCGGCGAUGACAAAGCCCUCAACGAGACCAUUGAAACGGCUCUUCAGAGCCAAGUGAAGGGCAAGCUUUUCGUGGACUGCUCAACUGUGCACCCUGAGACUACAGAGCAGUUGGCAAAAGCUAUUGUGGAACAGGGUGCCGGAUUUGUUGCAUCCCCAGUAUUCGGGGCAGCACCCAUAGCAGAAGCUGGCCAACUUAUUUUCGUGUUGGCAGGGCCACCUGCGGAAGUUGAAAAAGUCAAGCCGUAUACCACUGGAGUUAUGGGACGGGCAGUGAUUGAUUUGUCAGGCGAGUCUCAAGGAAAAGCAUCCUUAUUGAAGGUCACCGGCAACACCUUCAUCCUACAGAUGAUUGAGGCUCUGUCGGAAGGGCAUACGCUUGCUGAGAAGACAGGUCUGGGAGUUGAUAAUCUGCAUAAAUUUGUGGAAUUAUUGUUUCCAGGGCCCUAUACUGCUUACUCUGAAAGAAUGAAAGGUGGAGCUUAUUAUAAAAAGGAGCCCUUAUUUUAUGUAGAUUUGGCCCGAAAGGAUGCCGGUCAUGCAUUGGAAUUGGCGGAGUCAUCUGGUUGUAGAUUGCGAGCUGUGGAGGUCGCCGAUGAGCAUCUUGCGGUAGCCCAGAAACACACGGACUCGAAGGGAGACAUUGCCGGCAUUUAUGGCGCUGUGAGAAUGGAAGCUGGCCUCAAGUAUGAGAAUUAAGUUAUCCGUAGUGAUCCAUCCAAAUUCCUCUUCGCUGUCGUUCGGCGAAUCUCUUGAAAUUGGUGUGAUAUAAUAUUAGUAAUUUAUUUGAAGUUUCCAAAUCAUCUUGAAU